AUGGCUUCUGUAUACAAGUCAUUAUCGAAGACCGAUGGUCAUAAGGAAGAGGACUCUACGAAUGGAGUAAAGAAAAACAAGCAGAGAGUUUUGAUAUUGUCUUCGAGAGGAAUUACUUAUAGACAUCGACAUCUAUUGAAUGAUAUUGCUUCUCUCCUACCACACAGUCGGAAAGAUGCAAAGCUCGACACGAAAUCUAAGCUCUACCAAUUAAACGAGCUCGCAGAGCUCUACAAUUGCAAUAAUGUGUUAUUCUUCGAGGCAAGGAAGGGGAAGGAUUUAUAUUUAUGGAUGAGCAAGGCGCCCAACGGACCUACUGUUAAGAUGCACAUGCAAAACCUACACACAAUGGAAGAGCUCCACUUCACAGGAAACUGUCUGAAAGGCUCGCGCCCCAUCCUCUCCUUCGAUGCCUCCUUCGAUUCUGCGCCCCACCUCCGCGUCCUCAAAGAACUCUUCCUCCACAUCUUCGGCGUGCCCAAAGGCGCCCGGAAAGCCAAGCCCUUCAUCGACCACGUAAUGGGCUUCACGCUCGCCGACGGCAAGAUCUGGAUCCGGAACUACCAGAUCUCCGAAACCGAAGCGUCGGCCGUGUCGACAUCAGAGACGCCCGGCGACGAGAAGCCCACGGUGAAAGCGCGGGAGAAGGGCAAGGAGACGGAGAUCUCGCUGGUGGAGAUCGGGCCGCGGUUCGUGCUGACGCCGAUCGUGAUCCAGGAGGGCAGUUUCGGUGGGCCCAUCAUCUACGAGAAUAAGGAAUUCGUGAGCCCGAACCAGAUCCGGUCCGAGAUCAGACAGAAGAAGGCGGGACGGUAUAAUGCGCGGGCGGAGCAGAGCGUCGAGAGGCUGGCUAAGAAGGGGGAACUCGGGUUACGAACCAGUGGCGGGCGAACAAAACCGCGCGAUGCGCUGGAUACCGCGGAGCUCUUUGCUUGA
Molecule: messenger RNA, 936 nt
Organism: Amorphotheca resinae ATCC 22711
Lineage: Eukaryota; Fungi; Ascomycota; Leotiomycetes; Helotiales; Amorphothecaceae
Exons: 3
Coding region: 1-936 (311 amino acids)
Biological process (GO): rRNA processing; ribosomal large subunit assembly
Cellular component (GO): nucleolus
Molecular function (GO): rRNA binding
Source: RefSeq, a predicted model, not a curated record